Molecule: messenger RNA, 917 nt
Organism: Miniopterus natalensis
Lineage: Eukaryota; Metazoa; Chordata; Mammalia; Chiroptera; Miniopteridae
Source: RefSeq, a predicted model, not a curated record
CAUAUUCAGAGGGGUUGCUUGUCAUCUCCUCCCUCUUCUGCUUCCCAGACACUGAGUCUGGAAUGAAAAUUCACCUGCCUCUGAGUUGGCCACUGGUGGGGGCGGGGGCGUUACUUGGGUUCCCAGGUUGGAAGAUUAUCUCACCCAGCCCCGGCUAUAUAAGCUGACCCCUGUGGAGGAGCACAGCAAGGCCAACUGAAGGGAUUCAUUCUGCAGGAGGAAAGCUUACAGACAAACUUCAGGCCAACGUGAUGAUGCUGAAAGUAGAGGAGCUGGUCACAGGGAAGAAGAAUGGCAGUGGGGACACUGGGGAGUUCCUCCCUGAGGAUUUCACAGAUGGAGAGUAUGAAGCUGCUGUUACCUUGGAGAAGCAAGAGGACCUGAAAACACUUCCAGCCCACUCCGUGAGCCUUGCGGAGCAACAGUGGAAAAUUGAGAAACAACGGGAGGCAGAGCUCAAGAAGAAAAAACUAGAACAAAGGUCAAAGCUUGAAAACUUAGAAGACCUUCAAGUUAUCAUUCAACUGAAGAAAAAGAAAAAAUACAGGAAAACGAAAGUUCCGGUUGUGAAGGAAGCUGAGCCUGAAAUCAUCACAGAACCUGUGGAUGUGGCUCAGUUUCUGAAGGCUGCCCUGGAGAACAAACUGCCAGUCGUAGAAAAGUUCUUGUCGGACAAGAACAAUCCGGAUGCCUGUGAUGAGUAUAAACGGACAGCUCUGCAUAGAGCGUGCCUGGAAGGACAUUUGGCAAUUGUGGAGAAGUUACUGGAAGCUGGAGCCCAGAUCGAAUUCCGUGAUAUGGUAAAUAUAUUUCUUUGCUUGGAAAUAAGCCAAAAUGUAUAGGCUAUAUGAAGCUUGAGAAAAGCUACAAUGAAACGCUGGGCUGACUGGAUUGGAAGUUGAUCCGGGAGGACUAGA